This is a messenger RNA of Triplophysa dalaica, 2044 nucleotides long. RefSeq names its product bicaudal-D-related protein 2-like (gene bicdl2l). The transcript is spliced from 6 exons. Bases 73 to 1221 code for a protein of 382 amino acids. Gene Ontology annotation, biological process: vesicle transport along microtubule; Golgi to secretory granule transport. The record is from RefSeq and is a predicted model, not a curated record. NCBI's taxonomy places the organism in Eukaryota, Metazoa, Chordata, Actinopteri, Cypriniformes, Nemacheilidae.
AGUUUCGUCUUUUUUAAUCUUUGCUCCCCUGACGAAAUCACGCUAUUCAUCUCUGGUCGUUGUUCAAGAGCAAUGGAGACGUACAGGAGACAUGAAACACCUGUCACACUACACACGAUCGGAGGCCUCCGGGAUUCACCGGUGACCAUUAAUGAAAUCCACAAACGAUUCACCGACGAUGAAGAUUCAUUGUCAGUUAAUGACGUUGUGGAGAGAGACACCGGCAGGGCAUCACUGUCCUCACUGGGUGAGCUACAAGAACAGGUGGAAGGGGACGAUGAUGAUGCUGUUGAGACGGGCAGUCAUGAUGGUCUGGGACAGAGGACUCAAAUUGAAAAUUCUGAGCCGGACUCGACAAGAAAUCCGAAUCGUUCAUUCAUGGAUGAGGCGCUACCUGAUCUGCUGCGGAGUGGAAGUCCUCUGCGCAGACGAGUGUCCAGUCCGGUGUCUGCCACGCUGAAGCAUGUGAAAAAGGAGGUAGAAUUAUCUCGGCGACGCAGUCUGAAGCUUAAAGCUCAGGUGGAUAGACUACAACAGCAAAAUGAAAGCGGGCCAGGAUGGAGUCAAAACAAACUCCGGGUCACAGAGGAGGUUGAUUCUGUUGUAAAGCUGCUGCUCCCUCUGACAGACUUGGAGGCUUCGGAUCUGCCCUCUGAGGCAAACCCAUUAGACACUGCAUUGAGACAAUUGCAGAAUGUGGCCCGUAGUCUCGCCCUCAGUCAGGCAAGAGGAAAGCCAGGGAAAGAUGCAGCCAUUUUACAGCAAGCUCUACGAGACAGAGACGAGGCCAUUGCAAAGAAACAAGCAAUGGAGACUGAACUAUUGAGAAGCAAAAAUGAAAUGAUGACACUGAACAACCAACUUUUAGAGGCUGUUCAAAAUCGACUUGAACUCGCCAUUGAGCUGGAAGCCUGGAAAGAUGAUGUGCAGACAAUUCUUCACCACCAGCUCCUCAAACAGCAGAGGGAUGAACAGGCUCAGAAGAAGUCUAGGUUUGGCGUUUUGCGGCGAUCAAAUAAGCCCCUUCCUCCAAAGCCGAAUGUUCCCACCGUGCCAACCCCCGAGUCUAGUCCACGAUCUUCAUCUCCCAACACUUCAGGGACACAGAGGUGGACGGACAAAUUCAAACGUGGCAAAAUCAGCCUGCAGGAUCCUGUUCUUGUGUCUCAGCAGCAAAGGACCAACAGAGAGGACACUUUUCAGGUUGUUUCUCUGGACUGAUGAGCUGGUUCACUGAUAAUAACUGCUGGAUUAUUCUUUGCUGUACAAUUUUACAAUAUGUGUCCAUCGAUUUGCAUCAUAAUAAUAUUUAAAAGAAAAAUCUGAUCCAUGUUUUUGAUUUGCUCCACUGCAAUAAUUACCGAGUUUUGAUAGAUGGUGUUUUGGACAUUAAGAAUUCUGUGGACCUGCAGUUUUGAAUGACAUAUUCAGAAUGUUCUUGUAGCAAAGAAGAAAAACAAUUCACCAUUCAAGACUAAAUUUAUAAAGAUUUAUAUUUGGAAGAAAGCACUGGUGAGGAUUUACACAUCCUUCUGAAAAAAGGGAAAUAUCAUUUUUUAAGAGGUUGCAAAAAAUAUGUAAAUGCAGUACAAAUCACAUGAUCAGGUGAAAAACUUAAAACAUUAUUUAGUAACAUGUUUGCACAGAGAUAUGUUCUGGCAUGUACACAAUACACCCAUUCACAGUGCUCAAAAGAACGCCUCAUACUAGUAAAGCUUGUAAAAUUUCACUUUCAUUUAUGACUUCUGUACAUGUCAAAACAAAACACAGAAUUAAUAAGUAUGACACAAUACUAUCAGUAACAUUAACUUCACUUUCAAAUGAGCGAUACUACAUGAGGACACACAAGUAUAGUGUUUACUUUCUCAUUUACUGUAUAUGGAUACAUAAACAUAUAUAAGUAUUUGUACUAUGACAAAUAUCAAAUACGGUGAUUGUCAAGAUAACAAAUCACAAUUGUAUAUAUAAAUUUCUUUGUACUCUGUAAAUAAGCUAAACAGAUACUGUAUUAAUAAUAGUUAUAAAAUACAAUGCUUCAGUGAUA